Talaromyces rugulosus is the source of this 336-nucleotide messenger RNA. RefSeq lists its product as uncharacterized. The transcript has a single exon. Bases 1 to 336 code for a protein of 111 amino acids. The record is from RefSeq and is a predicted model, not a curated record. NCBI's taxonomy places the organism in Eukaryota, Fungi, Ascomycota, Eurotiomycetes, Eurotiales, Trichocomaceae.
AUGGGCCAGAGACACAACCGUCGCCGCACAAGACCGCGAUCCCGCAAUCGUGACAAUUCGCUUCGUGAUCAACAACUGUCCGACGAUGACUUCUCGCCCGUUGCCUCCCCUACUCUCGCUCCAGUCCACGCUAUGCCGCUCAUCACCAACCCCGCCGCCCCUUCCCGGCACAUAGGCGUUGAAGAUUGGUCGGUUUCGCAGCAUACAGUGCGUUCCAGAGCGAAUGGGGUCAAGACAGAGGAGUACCGCGUGUUCGGCGGUGUGCCGGGCGAUGACCCAAGUCUGUGCUACAAUAUGCUCGAAUAUUUCGGUCACCUCGACUAUAUCAACACAUGA